This is a messenger RNA of Zalophus californianus (California sea lion), 1253 nucleotides long. It is a transcript of the gene ANKRD7, whose product is annotated as ankyrin repeat domain 7. Lineage: Eukaryota; Metazoa; Chordata; Mammalia; Carnivora; Otariidae. The record is from RefSeq and is a predicted model, not a curated record. Gene Ontology annotation, molecular function: protein binding.
CAAGCCACACAACAAACAAGACAACAGAAGGGUGCAGGAAGUUCAUGAACCGAACGCAAAGUCAGGCUGGGGGCGCACAGCUGAGCUAAGGCCUCCGUCUGGUCCAGUGCUGGGGGUUCAGCUAGCGUGGGUGCCGGCGAUGUCUCCUGGCUGCAGGACCUUACCUGCUUGCGUCAUUGCUUGACACAGGCUCCUGCUGGACAGGAGAGACUCCAUUCUGCUCUCUACAGAUCUCUAAACGUGCCAUGUCUACUACAUGCCAGACAUAUAAUGAGAACUCAUGGGUCAGGAAACCAGGUCAUCAGCCAAGAAUGAGUUUGGAGAGAAGUUAUGAAAUGGUCAAGAAAAGUAAGCUUUUCACUUUCUGGAGAAGGAAGGAGGAGCCCCACAGCCCCUCCUCACACCUGCCCAUAGGCCAGGCCAGCACUCAUCACCCCACCCAGCCAGGCUACAACCUUCGAGAUAAGGAUUUAAAGAAACUUCACAAAGCUGCUUCAGUCGGGGAUUUGAAGAAGGUGAAGGAGUACCUUCAGCUCAAGAAAUAUGAUGUGAAUAUACGGGACAGAGAAUACAGAACACCUUUGCACCUGGCCUGUGCUAAUGGAUAUUCAAAUAUUGUAUCUCUCUUAAUUGAGAAGCAGUGCAAAAUAAAUGUCUGCGAUAGUGAAAACCGGUCUCCAUUGACUAAGGCCGUACAGUGUGCUAAGGAGGAUUGUGCUACUAUUCUUCUAGGCCAUGGCGCAGACCCAAAUCUGGCGGAUUUAGAUGGCAAUACUGCUCUCCAUUAUGCCGUCUGUGGCCAAAGUGUCUCAUUAGUUGAAAAAUUGCUUGAACACAAAGCUAAUCUUGAACAUCAAAAUAAGGAUGGGUAUACUCCACUGUUACUUGCCAUUACCGAAAAUAAUGCAAAAAUGGUAGAAUAUCUUCUGAAGAGAGGGGCAGAUGUGAAUGCUUCAGAUAAGAAUCAAAGAACAGCCCUUAUGAUUGCUCUAAGUGAUGAACCAACAAAUUUAGUCAGUCUUCUUCUUCAGCAAGAAGUGGACCUAUCUCGCCAAGAUAUUACGGAUUCACAGCUGAGGAAUAUGCUUCUUUCAAUGGUUUUACUGUAUAUCAUCAAUUAAUUGCCAGUUAUGGAAAGAAGAAGAAAGUUGAACAGACCUCUAACUCUGAAGAUACAACCUUGGGCACUACAUUUGAUAGAGAAGAACUGAAGGAAGUUAUGGAUGAGAGUUCUGAAGAAGACUCAUUAGCAG